Molecule: messenger RNA, 2081 nt
Organism: Mauremys mutica (yellowpond turtle)
Lineage: Eukaryota; Metazoa; Chordata; Testudines; Geoemydidae
Gene: KCNE3
Product: potassium voltage-gated channel subfamily E regulatory subunit 3
Exons: 4
Coding region: 315-656 (113 amino acids)
Biological process (GO): membrane repolarization during action potential; ventricular cardiac muscle cell action potential; regulation of heart rate by cardiac conduction
Cellular component (GO): membrane
Molecular function (GO): voltage-gated potassium channel activity involved in ventricular cardiac muscle cell action potential repolarization; potassium channel regulator activity; delayed rectifier potassium channel activity
Source: RefSeq, a predicted model, not a curated record
CCGGCGGGGAGCGAGCGAGCGAGCGGCGGGAGACUAGAAAUACUAUAUUGGGCAUAUGUAACUUGAACCGGCGUGGACCAAUCAGGCAGCGACGGGACCAGUUCCUCCGCCCCACCCCACCAAUGGGCCGAAGGUAGAGGGCUGCCACGCUGCAGGCCUACUCGGUCUCUGGCCUCUCUGAGAGUGACUGUCCCGAGGGGGCCUAUCUGUGGACGUCUGUGACUUCUUGUGGGACCUUGGGGAUCUCUGUACCUGUCCAUCUCCACAGCGGGACGGAUGCCAACACCACAUGGCCCCUUUGUCUCGCUCUUUGGAUGGGAGACGCUGUAAAGUUUCCUGGGAGUUGCAAGGACAUGGAGGUGGGGAAUCUGACGGAGACGUGGUACCAAAGCCUGCAGUCAAUGCUGAAGGCCCUGAACCAAACGCUUCACAGUGCCAUCCUGUGCCCACCAGACCAGGCCACGGGGCGGACAAAUGGCAGUCACGUCAAGCUAGCCAGCAAGGACGACUAUUCCUACAUGUACAUCUUGUUCGUGAUGAUCCUGUUUGCCGCCACCGUGGGGAGUUUGAUUCUGGGGUACACCAAGUCCAGGAAGGUGGACAAGCGGAGCGAUCCCUACCACGUGUACAUUAAGAACAGGGUGUCUAUGAUCUGAGCAGGGCAGGGACACUGUUGCAAGGACAUGCACAGCUACUGGCAUCUGCCUCCGGUAGCAGGAGAAGCCCUUUUCCCUGGUCCAGUCAGACUCUUCUCGGAGGGGCCAACACACGGCUCUGUCUUGCUAAGGGACAGCCACAUUUAGUGGACACAUUUAGUGCAGAGGAGCAGUAGCAGGCGUGAUCUUGCACACAGGCAGAGAGCGCCAGAUCUUAGAGGGCACAGAAUAGUCAUGUGACAGCUCUGGACGCUCGCCAGCAGGCCCGUUCUGGCUCACUCUGCACCAGUUGCGAAGUUCCCGCCAACCUCCUUCUCCUCCAAAGGAGCAUCUCCAUUUACACCACAGGGCCCAGGGAUAGGCUGAUGGAAGGUCUUAAGUGUAUCCCAGAAUCCUUUGCUCCAAUGCAAAGGAGCAUGGGAUGCAUGUGAGUGCUGUAAGUUCUCAGUUAUUGUGAUGUUGGACGCCAUAUGAGAUUGUAGCUAAAUGGAACCGGAGAUCCAGAUGCACAGUGCACACGGCUUAACAGCGAGUGGGCUCCUGGCUCGGGCAGACCAUGACACAGUUUGGGGACUGGGUGGGAGCACAAGUGGAGGGCACCUCUUGUCUCCACCUAGAGUCCAGAACGUUGGUGCUGGGACCCAGCAUCGGUGUGUGGAGAUGCCUCUGUCAACAGAACAGAGAAUGAAUGAUUGGCGGAUGAGCCAAUCGGAUGGUUUAAUUUGUCCCUCCACAUCCUAUCAGCCUCUCGCUAUGCAUGUGCAGCCUGGAAUCUAAUGCGGCUCUGAAUAGGGAGGCCUCCCAUUCUCAGGGCAGCAGCCAGAGAACAAAUCCGGGAGAAGGGAAAAUAUUCUGUGGGACUGAUCUGGAGAGGGGCUGAGCACCACGCAGCUCCCACUGAUCUCUGUCCUGAGGGCCAAGAGGGUCUGUACGCCACCGUGAGCCAAGCUGUCUUCCCUGCAUUGGGUAAACGGUUGUGCAUUUGAAUAAAUCCUUGGCCACGUAGCGCAGACAGUUGGCUACUCAGAACUUCCUGGGGACAGCAGAGAUGGAGCUCAGUUCCUCCUGUUCCAAAAGCACAGGCUUCUACAUUUGUAGCUGAAAGAGACUUGUUAGCAAUAGAGGGCCUGUGAUAUACAGUUGUAGUAGCAGGAUUUUAUGUUUGUAUUUUGUAUAAUUUAAAAUGAAAAAUAAAGAAGAACAAUGUAGCAUGUAUUAAAUGUAUUGGUGUAUGAUUUGACCAUAUCCUGCCAGCCACCCUUUUUGAAUAGCAGAAAAGAAUGGCCUAAGGGGCCAUUUGGUAAAGCUGCAUCAGUUGGAAUCUGUGUCUGGGCUGAUUUCAAGGAAGUAACAGAUGUUUUAAGGUCACCACUUUGUUGUAGGUUUAGCAUUUUUAAAUCAGUAAAAGAAUGCCAUGAGUGUUUU